This is a messenger RNA of Strongylus vulgaris, 456 nucleotides long. The record is from the annotation of a GenBank genome assembly. Lineage: Eukaryota; Metazoa; Nematoda; Chromadorea; Rhabditida; Strongylidae.
AUGAGUGAAGAAGAAUUCAAUGAGUUGUUCAAGGAAGCUACUCACGUCCAUUUAUGUAUUCGAUUGGAUGGAACAAAUUACAAAACAUUGAGAAUGCCUAAACUUAAGCGAAUGUUUCCAUUUUCUGAUAGCCUUACCAUUGUGAACAAUCCGAAUCUGGAAGCUGUAGUUCUUGGUCAAGAUCGAAACACUUUUGUAAUGAAUAUGAGAGUUGAAAACAACACAAAACUUUCGGAUCCGUAUAUAUUCCAUAUUGAGAAAAUUUGCAAUAAGAAAAAUAUUGGAUCGAAGUGUGAAAUCAAAGGUAUGGGGAUACCUGGAAAUCCAGCUGAUUUUACUACGCAAUCUCAAGCAUUAUCGCAAGCAUCAAAUGUAGAGACGACGCAAACUUUAGAGAUUGAAGAAGAUCUCACCACAGUCUUAAGUGAAGGUGACCUUUUGGGACCACUUCAGUAA